Messenger RNA from Lynx canadensis (Canada lynx), 2258 nucleotides. It is a transcript of the gene CNOT10, whose product is annotated as CCR4-NOT transcription complex subunit 10. Gene Ontology annotation, molecular function: protein binding. The record is from RefSeq and is a predicted model, not a curated record. NCBI's taxonomy places the organism in Eukaryota, Metazoa, Chordata, Mammalia, Carnivora, Felidae. Gene Ontology annotation, cellular component: CCR4-NOT complex. Gene Ontology annotation, biological process: mRNA catabolic process; negative regulation of translation.
AUUGUUUGGUUCAAAAUGAAGCCUGUUGGCUUCAAGGGUGUCCGGGUUUGUGUGCCUAAGAGCCCUGUACGCCUAGAAGCUCAGCCAUGUUCGUUAGGCCAGAGUAGAAGGAAAGUCAGGUUUAAGGAUGAAGGGCCAUUUUCUCUUACAAUCGGCAACGGAGACUACUUUUGGACAAAUAAAGACAUGUCGUGGAAUUAUGUGCAGACUCUUUCUGAUCAGGGAGCAGAGAAACAUGAAGGGACGAGUCAGUCCUCUGGAAUCACCGAUCAAGAGAAGGAGUUGUCCACCAGUGCUUUCCAGGCUUUCACAGCUGGAAAUUAUGAUGCCUGUCUGCAACACCUUGCCUGCCUACAAGAAGUGAACAAAGAUGAUUAUAAAAUAAUUUUGAAUACAGCAGUGGCUGAGUUUUUUAAAAGUAACCAAAUGACAACAGACAGUUUGACAACACUUAACCAACUGAAGAAUCAGGUCCACUCAGCUGUCGAAGAAAUGGAUGGCUUAGACGACGUGGAGAACAGCAUGUUGUAUUACAAUCAGGCAGUCUUUCUGUAUCAUCUGCGGCAGUACUCAGAGGCCAUAGCAGUUGGUGAAAAGCUCUACCAGUUCAUAGAACCUUUUGAAGAAAAAUUUGCCCAAGCAGUGUGUUUGCUUGUAGACCUAUAUAUAUUAACCUAUCAAGCUGAGAAAGCUUUGCAUCUUCUUGCUGUCCUAGAAAAAAUGAUUUCACAGGGUAACAAUAACAAAAAUGGGAAGAAUGAGACUGGUAACAACACCAGCAAAGACGGAUCUAAUCACAAAGCUGAAAGUGGAGCCCUAAUAGAAGCUGCAAAAUCAAAGAUACAUCAGUAUAAAGUAAGAGCUUAUAUCCAAAUGAAGUCCCUGAAAGCAUGCAAAAGGGAAAUCAAGUCGGUCAUGAACACAGCUGGAAAUUCUGCCCCCUCUCUGUUUCUUAAAAGCAAUUUUGAGUACUUAAGAGGCAAUUAUCGAAAAGCUGUGAAGCUGUUAAAUAGUUCAAACAUUGCUGAGCAUCCAGGAUUCAUGAAAACAGGUGAAUGCUUGAGAUGCAUGUUCUGGAAUAAUCUUGGUUGUAUCCAUUUUGCCAUGAGCAAGCACAAUUUGGGAAUUUUCUACUUUAAAAAGGCCCUCCAGGAGAACGACAAUGUUUGUGCACAGCUCAGUGCAGGCAGCACUGACCCAGGUGAAAGUUUUUCAGGAAGACCCAUGUGUACAUUACUAACCAACAAGAGGUACGAGUUGCUGUAUAACUGUGGCAUUCAGCUCCUUCACAUCGGAAGACCUCUUGCCGCCUUUGAGUGUCUGAUUGAAGCUGUUCAGGUCUAUCACGCAAAUCCCCGCCUCUGGCUCCGGCUGGCCGAAUGCUGCAUUGCUGCCAACAAGGGGACUGCUGAACAAGAAACUAAAGGCCUUCCAAGUAAGAAAGGAAUUGUACAGUCUAUUGUUGGUCAAGGCUAUCAUCGUAAAAUAGUUCUGGCAUCACAGUCUAUACAGAAUACUGUAUAUAACGAUGGACAGUCUUCAGCCAUUCCUGUAGCCAGCAUGGAGUUUGCAGCCAUCUGUCUCCGAAGCCUGCUGCUCUUACCGGAAGAACAGCAAGAUCCGAAGCAGGAAAAUGGGUCUAAAAAUAGUAACCAAUUAGGUGGGAACACGGAGAGCAGCGAAAGCGGCGAAACUUGCAGCAGUAAAAGCCAUGAUGGAGAUAAGUUCAUUCCAGCUCCACCUUCCUCUCCAUUGAGAAAACAGGAAUUAGAAAACUUAAAAUGCUCCAUACUUGCCUGCAGUGCUUACGUGGCUCUGGCUUUAGGUGAUAACCUUAUGGCUUUGAAUCACGCAGAUAAACUUCUUCAGCAGCCCAAGCUGUCAGGAUCCCUUAAGUUUUUGGGCCAUUUAUAUGCUGCAGAAGCCCUCAUCUCUCUGGACAGGAUAUCUGAUGCCAUUACUCACUUGAACCCCGAGAAUGUCACUGAUGUUUCCUUGGGCAUCUCUUCAAAUGAACAGGACCAAGGAUCGGACAAAGGUGAAAAUGAAGCAAUGGAAUCCUCGGCCCCCCAGUGCUACCCCAGUUCCGUCACCUCUGCCAGGACCGUGAUGCUGUUCAAUCUCGGCAGCGCCUACUGUCUGCGGAGCGAAUACGACAAGGCUCGAAAGUGUCUGCACCAGGUGAGGCCAGCAAAAGGUUUGCAGUCUGUGGGUCUUGUUGCUGAGUUUGAGGCUCUGUCAGUUUGUUAAAAUCAGAA